AUGUCAGAAUCUAUUAAAUCAACAAUUCAAUUAAAUAAUGGUAUUAAAAUUCCAGUUAUCGGAUUAGGAACUUAUUUAACCGAUGAUAGUGAUAUUGAAAAAUCUGUAAGAUCUGCAAUUGAACAAGGUUAUAGACAUAUUGAUACAGCAUCUUAUUAUAAAAAUGAAAAAAAGAUUGGUGAUACAAUUAAAGAAUUAAUUAAAGAAGGUAAAGUAAAGAGAGAGGAAUUAUUUAUUACAACCAAAGUUGGUACUUGGCAACAUGGAUAUGAGAAUGCAUUGAAAGCAUUUCAAGAAUCAUUAGAGAAAUUACAAUUGGAUUAUUUAGAUUGUUAUUUAAUUCAUUACCCAGGCACAUAUAGUGAAAUACCUAAAGGUGAAAGCAUGAGUUCACUACGUUCUCAAACUUGGAAAGCUUUGGAGAAACUUUACGACGAUGGUAAAGUUCGUUCUAUCGGUGUUUCCAACUACGCCAUAUCGCACUUACAUGAACUAUUAUCAAAUUGUAGAAUUAAACCAGUGAUGAAUCAAGUCGAGUUCCAUCCAUACCUUUUCCAAGAGGAGCUUUUAAAUUACUGUAAAUCAAAUGGCAUCGUAUUGGAGGCUUAUGGCAGUCUCUCUGGUGGUAAUGAGAUCUUAACUGAGCCUGUAGUAUUGGAAAUUUCAAAACAACUUUCAAAAUCACCUGCUCAAGUCUUAUUGAAAUGGGCUAUUCAAAAUGGUUUAGUCGUUAUUCCAAAAUCAAUUAAACCUGAAAGAGUAUAUGAAAAUUCAAAUUUAGAUUUUACAAUUUCAAAUGAAGAUAUUCAAAAAUUAAAUCAUUUAAAUAAAAAUAAAAGAUUUUAUUGGGACCCAAGUAAUGUUAACUAA
This is a messenger RNA of Dictyostelium discoideum AX4, 870 nucleotides long. RefSeq names its product aldo-keto reductase (gene alrE). NCBI's taxonomy places the organism in Eukaryota, Evosea, Eumycetozoa, Dictyosteliales, Dictyosteliaceae. The record is from RefSeq and is a predicted model, not a curated record. The coding region runs from base 1 to 870 and encodes 289 amino acids. The transcript is spliced from 2 exons. Gene Ontology annotation, molecular function: oxidoreductase activity; oxidoreductase activity, acting on the CH-OH group of donors, NAD or NADP as acceptor.